This is a messenger RNA of Cavia porcellus (domestic guinea pig), 5221 nucleotides long. RefSeq names its product lemur tyrosine kinase 3 (gene Lmtk3). Lineage: Eukaryota; Metazoa; Chordata; Mammalia; Rodentia; Caviidae. Gene Ontology annotation, molecular function: ATP binding; protein kinase activity. The record is from RefSeq and is a predicted model, not a curated record. Gene Ontology annotation, biological process: protein phosphorylation. Bases 279 to 4082 code for a protein of 1267 amino acids. The transcript is spliced from 12 exons.
CAUCUUACCCUCUCCCCCCCCACCCCAGCCACCCCGGCUCCCCAGCUCCUCUCCUCUGUCUGCCUCUCCAUCCCUUCAUCAGUCUGUCCCUUCGAAGAGGGGGAGGGGGGUACCUGAGCUAGCAAGCAGCCCCUCCCUCCCCCGUCCUGCGUCUCCUGCCCCUCUCCUGGGCUGGGGGGAGGCCAGGGUCGUGCGGGUCCCCAUGGCCGGGGGCUGAGGGCCCGCCCCCCCUCCUCCCCAGCCGCCACCACCUCCACCUCCCUUCCAUCCUCGACAAGAUGCCUGCCCCGGGCGCCCUCAUCCUUCUCGCGGCCGUCUCCGCCUCCGGCUGCCUGGCGUCUCCGGCCCAUCCCGAUUAUCUUGGGAACUGUAGUCCAAGGAUGAUCAGGAUGGGAGGGGCACGGAGUGCAGAAGCCAGGUGCCUGAAGCGCAGACCCCAGCCCAGCCCUGUGCCUACAGAUGGAUUCGCCUUGGGCCGGGCCCCUCUGGCCCCUCCCUAUGCCGUGGUCCUCAUUUCCUGCUCUGGCCUGUUGGCCUUCAUCUUCCUCCUCCUCACCUGUCUGUGCUGCAAAAGAGGCGAUGUCGGUUUCAAGGAAUUUGAGAACCCUGAAGGGGAGGACUGCUCCGGGGAGUAUACGCCCCCCGCGGAGGAGACCUCCUCCUCACAGUCGCUGCCAGAUGUCUACAUCCUCCCACUGGCUGAGGUCUCCUUGCCAAUGCCUGCCCCGCAGCCUUCACACUCAGACAUGACCACCCCCUUGGGCCUUAGCCGUCAGCACCUCAGCUACCUGCAAGAAAUUGGGAAUGGCUGGUUUGGGAAGGUUAUCCUGGGAGAGAUCUUCUCCGACUACACCCCGGCCCAGGUGGUGGUAAAGGAGCUCAGGGCCAGUGCCGGGCCACUGGAGCAGCGCAAGUUCAUCUCAGAAGCCCAGCCAUACAGGAGCCUGCAGCACCCCAAUGUCCUCCAGUGCCUGGGCUUGUGUGUGGAGACGCUGCCCUUCCUGCUGAUCAUGGAGUUCUGCCAGCUGGGAGAUCUGAAAAGGUACCUUCGGGCCCAGCGGCCCCCUGAAGGCUUAUCCCCGGAACUGCCCCCGCGGGACCUGAGGACACUGCAGAGGAUGGGCCUGGAGAUCGCCCGGGGACUGGCUCACCUGCACUCACACAAUUAUGUGCACAGCGACCUGGCCCUGCGCAACUGUCUGCUGACUUCGGACCUCACGGUGCGCAUAGGAGACUAUGGGCUGGCGCACAGCAACUACAAGGAGGAUUACUACCUGACCCCCGAGCGCCUGUGGAUCCCCUUGCGCUGGGCGGCGCCCGAGCUCCUGGGGGAGCUGCACGGCACCUUCAUGGUGGUAGAUCAGAGCCCUGAGAGUAACAUCUGGUCUUUGGGGGUGACCCUAUGGGAGCUGUUUGAGUUUGGGGCACAGCCUUAUCGCCACCUGUCAGAUGAAGAGGUCCUCGCCUUUGUUGUCCGCCAGCAGCACGUCAAGCUGGCCCGGCCAAGGCUCAAGCUGCCUUAUGCAGACUACUGGUAUGACAUCCUGCAGUCCUGCUGGCGGCCCCCUGCCCAGCGCCCCUCGGCCUCUGAUCUCCAACUGCAGCUCACCUACCUACUCUCCGAGCGGCCCCCCAGGCCCCCACCCCCACCACCCCCACCCCGAGAUGGUCCCUUCCCCUGGCCCUGGCCUCCAUCACACAGCGCACCACGCCCAGGGACCCUAUCCUCACAGUUUCCCCUUCUGGAUGGCUUCCCCGGGGCAGACCCCGACGAUGUGCUCACGGUCACCGAAAGCAGCCGUGGCCUCAACCUCGAGUGCCUAUGGGAGAAGGCCAGGCGUGGAGCUGGCCGGGGUGGAGGGGCACCUGCCUGGCAGCCAGCAUCAGCACCCCCAGCCCCCCACGCCAACCCCUCCAACCCUUUCUACGAGGCCCUGUCCACACCCAGUGUGCUGCCGGUCAUCAGUGCCCGCAGCCCCUCGGUCAGCAGCGAGUACUACAUCCGCCUCGAGGAGCAUGGCUCCCCACCCGAGCCCCUCUUCCCCAACGACUGGGACCCUCUGGACCCAGGCGUGCCUGCUGCCCAAGCCCCCCAGCCCCCCUCGGAGGUCCCCCAGCUGGUGUCCGAGACCUGGGCUUCCCCCCUCUUCCCUGCGCCCCGACCCUUCCAGGCCCAGUCCUCUGCAUCCGGCAGCUUCCUGCUGAGUGGUUGGGACCCCGAGGGCCGGGGCGCUGGGGAGACCUUGGCAGGAGACCCCGCCGAGGUUCUGGGGGAACGGGGGAAUGCCCCAUGGGCCGAAGAGGAGGAGGAGGAGGAAGGCAGUUCCCCAGGAGAGGACAGCAGCAGCCUUGGGGUUGGCCCCGGCCGCCGGGGCCCCCUGCCCUGUCCCCUGUGCAGCCGAGAGGGGGCCUGUUCCUGCCUGCCACUGGAGCGGGGAGAUGCUGUGGCCGGCUGGGGAGGCCACCCUGCCCUUGGGUGUCCUCACCCCCCAGAGGACGAUUCAUCUCUGCGGGCAGAGCGGGGCUCCCUGGCCGACCUGCCCCUGGUCCCCCCCACAUCAGCCCCUACAGAGUUUCUGGACCCCCUCAUGGGGGCCGCAGCACCCCAGUACCCCGGGCGGGGGCCACCUCCCGCUCCACCGCCUCCACCACCACCUCCCCGGGCUCCCGCGGAACCAGCCGCAACUCCCGACCCCCCAUCGGCCGUGGCCAGUCCAGGCUCCGGCCUGUCAUCUCCGGGCCCCAAGCCGGGAGACAGCGGCUACGAGACCGAGACCCCUUUUUCCCCCGAGGGAGCCUUCCCAGGUGGGGAGGCAGCCGAGGAGGAAGGGGUCCCUCGGCCACGGGCUCCCCCCGAGCCACCCGACCCAGGAGCGCCCCGGCCACCCCCAGACCCGGGUCCCCUCCCACUCCCAGGGACUCGGGAGAAACCAACCUUCGUAGUUCAAGUGAGCACCGAGCAGCUGCUGAUGUCCCUGCGGGAGGACGUGACAAGGAACCUCCUAGGAGACAAGGGGGUGACAUCCCGGGAAACAGGACCCAGGAAGGUGGGGAGAGGCCCCGGGAACAGAGAGAAAGUCCUGGGCCUGGACAGGGACCUGCCAGUCCUGGGCGGCGGGAAGAAAGCCCCAAGCCUAAGCCUUCCCGUGAACGGGGUGACAGUGUUGGGGAAUGGGGCCCAGAGAGCCCCAGACAUCGAGGAGAAGCCUGCAGAGAACGGGGGCCUGGGGUCCCCAGAGAAAGAAGUGAAAGUGCUGGCGAAUGGGGAACUGAUGCCACCAAGGAGGGAGAAGGCCCUGGAGAAUGGGGAGCUGAGGUCCCCAGAGGCCGGGGAGAAGGUGCUGGCGAAUGGGGGCCCGAUACCGCCCGAGAUCGAGGAGAAGGUCUCAAAGAAUGGGCUCCUGAGCUUCCCCAGGAACACGGAGAGGCCGACAGAGACUGGGCCUUGGAGAGCCCCAGGGCCCCAGGAGAAGAUGCACGAGAGUGGGGGGCCAGCCCCCGAGACCCUUCUGGAGAGAGCCCCUGUGCCCGGCGAGGUAGCCUCGCCCCAGAACGGCUUGGAGACAUCCCCUGGCCCCCUUGGUCCAGCCCCCAAGAGCGGGAUACUGGACCCCGGGAUGGAGAGGAGAGCCCACGAGACUGGGGGGGUGCCGAGAGCCCCCGGGGCUGGGAGGCUGGACCUCGGGAGUGGGGGCCGAGCCCCAGUGGGCGUCGGGAUGGUCCCCGGCGGAGGCCCCGGAAGCGGCGUGGACGCAAAGGCCGAAUGGGUAGACAACAUGAGGCAACAGCCACUGCCACCGCUGCCGCCUCCGGAAGCCCAGCCGAGGAGGCCGGAGCCAGUGCCCCCGAGAAUCAGGCCGGAAGCAGUCUCCGAGGGAGAGCCCGGGGUCCCAGACAGCAGAGCCGGCGGAGACACGGCACCCAGAGGAGACGGGGACCUCUCCAAGCCCGAGAGGAAGGGCCCCGAGAUGCCACGACUGUUCUUGGACUUGGGACCCCCACAGGGGAACAGCGAGCAGAUCAAAGGUGACCAGUUCAGGAUGAUUGUGAGGGUUGAGUUAGGACCCAGGGCCCAAGCCUGAGUCAGGAACUGAUACAUCCUUCUAGACCAGCGGUCCCGAAGUCAGACUACAGAAGGUACUAGGAAGGGGUGAAGUGGGCUGAGGAAGAGAUUGGGUGGGGGAGAAAUGGCCUUGUCUAUAGGGGCUGCCACAUCCCAGGAAGCCCACCCAGAGUUUGCCAAAUCUGCUGCUUUUCCUUUUGAAAAGGAAUUCCAAGAAAGCCCAGGUGCGUGUGUGUGUGUGUGUGGGGGGGGGGGAUGUUGGCUGCUGGCCUGUGGUCUCUGCUUUAAACUCUCUAGUGAGCUGGGGUGUCUGCCCAGUGCACCACGCUUCCAGCAGCACAGUGUUGAGGGUUGGGGGAAUUAAAAACAGAGGUCAGGACGGGAUCAUAGCUUGGUGGCACAGCACCUACCUGGCAAGUACAAGGUCCUGAGUUCGAUUCCUGAUUACCCCUCUCCCCCAAAAGAGGUUGGGCUGGCUUUGCCACAGAGCUGUGGCCUAUGAGUAGAUAAACAAAGAGGAAGGAUGAACAGCCGAGUCUCCACUGACCAGUGGGGCCUAUGGCUUGGGCAGCAAGGGCCAGGACAGGAGCUGUGGCAGGCCUCGGAGAUGUAUUGGGGGGUUCAUGACCAGUGUCUGAAGACAGCAUGAGCAUGUUAGUUGUUGGCAGCUGUCAGUUUGGGGCUGCUGGGUAGAAAAGGCUAGGAAGAGCUUUUUUCUACUCAAAGAAUUCCUAUUCAUUGCCCUACCUAAGUGCCCCUCCCUGCCCCACCUUCCCUGGGAAGCUGACCUGGCUUCUGAAGGUUGUCACCCUGCCCUUUCUCUGAGCACUGUAGGUACCCUUUCUGUGGCACGCCUUUUAUCCCAUCAUCUGAGGUCAGGUUUGGGUUGGAAGAGAGAUACUUUCCUCCAGGGAUCCAAAAUCCUUUGCUCCCUGCAGGCUGAGACUGGAGAGCCAGGGCAGAACAGGAGUUUGGAGAUGGUUAGAGGCCACAACUUUGGCUAGCAAGGACCAGUGAGGGAAGUACUUGGCCAGGAACGCAGCAGGGAACAUCCCAUUAACCCCAACAGACCUGAGUACUUCUGCGUGUCCUGCUGGGAGAUCUCUGAGGGCUGGGAAGGCCCAGAGCCCCAGGACCAGCAGGAAUUGAACCAGAAAA